AUGGAGGUGAAGUACGAAUGCCGAAAUGGACUUCCAGACAUGAUAGGAAACACAGACACGCCCAUGUGUCACUGCGUACCAACGAAAGAAUGCCAUGAAACAACUUCGUUGAGGAAAAAUAGCGCGUCUACUUGGGUGGCUACGCGUCACACCAGAAACCAUCAUCUGGAUUGUCAACGGUGUCGCCUCCUUCCUCCCGCUCAUCAAUUCCCACUUUGGCGUGACCCAUCAAGCACAGGCGUCACUGCCUUCAUCGGCGCGACUAUUGAAUUUGGGAUCGAGGUGUGGAACAGCGACGACAUGCCUCCUUUGAUCGGGACGUUCACCAUAGUCAUGGAGGUCAAGAGAGAGGAUGUGGGGGAGGAGAAGCGUUGGAUACGGUUCACGUUCGGUAGGAAGUAUCGGCGCAAGUUUGUGCGGCAUUUUUCCAGCUUUGUGGUGCAACUAUCUUUUGGAUUAGCGGCUUUACCGCCCUGCCCUCCAUUUCUAAUCCAGGAAUGGCGUAAGAGGCGGCGUGUUCUGGACACCACAAGUCGUCGGAGGCUCGGGCAUGAGUUAUACCGUUCCUUUCAAGUCUACCCCACCGACCCUCAUCUCGCCAGGACGUUUAUCAUGCUCGAAUCUCAACACAAAUGGUACAAACCAGAAUCUCGCUCCUUAGGCUGGAACGUUGGAAAAAUCCUACCUCAACCCGUCACCAACUCAUGGAUUCUCUUCCCCCCCAUACUACUUGUUUUCUCGUCGCACGUCAGGAACUUUAUCGGCGGCAUAGAAUUCACUCUAUGUGGCGCAUUGGCGUGA
Laccaria bicolor S238N-H82 is the source of this 801-nucleotide messenger RNA. RefSeq lists its product as uncharacterized. The transcript is spliced from 3 exons. NCBI's taxonomy places the organism in Eukaryota, Fungi, Basidiomycota, Agaricomycetes, Agaricales, Hydnangiaceae. The record is from RefSeq and is a predicted model, not a curated record. Bases 1 to 801 code for a protein of 266 amino acids.